UAGUAAAAGUUCUUUUGCAGCCAGUGCACGUGGUACAGUUUCAAUGUUACGUUUUGUAUAGUUUACAAAAAAUAAAUAUAUGUAUCAAAUGUGUCGCUUAUUGUUUAUAUUGAUCUUUGCUGGUGGGAUCGCCCGCGCGAUCAGUUUAGAAGUAAACUUCCAGGAAACCUAUCCCACACACUUCCUGAACUCAGAUCAGACAUCGCUUCACAAACGGGCUGCUGAUGCGCCUCAGUUUUUCGACCAAGCUAGCUUUAGUUUCGAUGGACUAACACGAGUGGCCUCCGUGCCGGUGCCCUUUCCCCUCGACAUUUGCGUCCUCCAACUGCCCACGGUCAAGUACGCUACGGCUUUGCAUAAAAAUACCGCAGGACUGCGUCACUUUGCCGUCUAUAUCUGGCGUCCAGCUGAGCAAGACUUCCAGCUCCUCGUGGAAUUGGAAACACCUAGAGCGGUGGCACUGGAUUGCCUGGCCUUCGCUGGACGUGGCUACGUUGCAGUGAGUUACAAUCUUACAGAACCCGUAAGUCAGGCCCGUGAAGGAUCACCCAUCUAUGAGAUUUCCCCGGAAACAGGAAUACGGACAGUGCAAUAUUUUUCGGGAACCCAUCUGCGGGGAAUGUACCUUCGGAUCAGUAGCCAGGAACUUACCCUACUGCAUGCUUUUGAAUCGGGAGCUCAGUGUCCCUAUUUCAAGUGGAUGGGCAAGAGUUUCCAGAAACUGGGUGCGAUUCGCUGCAGCAAUGCUCGAAGAAUGGAGGCCUUCGGCAUCGAAUUCACCGACUAUGUGGCCGUAGCCAACUACGCAGAUUCAGAGGGAAGAACUGCCACCCACUCAGAGAUUUUUAGAUGGGAUGCCAAGUCCCAAAGAUUCCAGCUCUUCCAGCGACUGCGCAGCAAUGGAGCCGUGGACGUAAAGUACUUUAGUCUCCCAGUGAACGAGGUCAGCCGCAGGCACUUUCUCAUCCUAGGCAACACAUUUGGCGGAACUGGCGCCGAGGUGGGCGAAGCAGACACCGUGAUCUAUGUCUUCGAAAAGGGGCAGUUUGUGCCUUAUCAGCGAUUGAGUUUCUAUGCAUUGGAGAGGGUUCUGCCAGUUCAGCACUCAAUAUCGGAGAAGUUCCUACUCCUGGUUGCUUGUAGUAAACAGGAUGUCAAGAUCUAUAACCUCAACGACUGGAGAUUCGAGAAAUCUAAGGUGCAGUUCACUGAGGGAGCUUUAAGUCGUGGUGUGGCACGUAUGAGAAGCUAUGAGGAGAAGGAUCAUAGCUUUUUGGUGAUUGCGAAUGAGAACAUGGCUGCCAACGAGACAAACAUCUUCCAGCCUCUCUACAAACAAGAUGAGCAUGCCAACAUACUCCGCCAGCAAAUCAUUGACUGGGCUCGGGAGCAAAGAAAGCGUUUGGAGCAAGUAAAUGUAGAGCAUCUUUUAAAAAGACUGGAAGACAAGUUAAAGCACCGGGAGGAGAAUCUGAAAUUGUCGGUUAUCAAACUAGUGAACGCCAAAUCGUUCGAGGAUAAGCACAUGAAGCUCACGCCUAAUUACUGGAAGGCUUUAAAGUUAACCAAGCAGGCCUUGGAUAAAAUCGAACAAAAAGCGAUUUCAGCAGGUUCCAGACAUCCCAAUAAGAGAUCCGUUGGUCAACCAAAUGAAGAACUCAACUUCGAUGAAGUCACGGUGGACACUCUGGUGGUGCACGGCACAGUUAAAGCAGACCAUAUCAAUGGAGUUGAUACGAGGAACCCUGUUUACGACUCCGUGACUGCCAAUAACGUUUAUGUAAGCGCGAAAUACACCGAACCCGCCGGAAAACAAAGAAAACCUUUGCUGGAGGAGUUAAAAGUGAAGGAUCUGCAACUUGGAGGGCGACUGAAUGGCCUCAAAUGGACAGAACUUUUUGAUCUCACUUUAAAACGCAGCAACAAAGAUGUGCAGUUUAUCAAGGCAACUGUAGACUUGGAUCAUCUUAAAUCCGACGCUGUCCAAGUCAAUAGCAACGAGAUUAACGAUCGCCCGUUGGGACAGCUUAUACCAGUGGAUAGUGGCGACUUCAUUGUCCAACACGAUGUUCAGUUUUCCCAACCAAUUCAGGUCAACCGGCUGCUCAUCAACCAGCGACUUAAUCACAUCCACGUCGAUCGUCAGCGCUUUGAUGUCCUCACCAAGCAGGCAAAUCACACUCAAGUCAUCGAAGGUGCUGUUCGAUUCGAGAAUGUUCGCGUAAUGGAACCGAUUACCAUUGCGGGUCAAAUUAUGGGAGCUGAAUUAAGAGCGAUGUCACCGGCAAAAGUUACCCACAAAUCGCUCCAACUAAAUGGUGAUUUUGUUAUCGACGGCGAUGUUACCAUCGGACGGCUACUGCAAAUGAAAGAUUUUGUGGACGAGUCUACUCAGAAAUCCGCAGCAGAAGCAUUGAGUCGAAGCAUGCGAUUGGAUGAACCUUUGGAGGAUGUGAGUCUCAACUUUGUGGAACCUCUUAUUGCUAACAAUACCGAGCUAAGCUUCCUCAACACAAGAGAUCUGCAACAUUUGGUUAAACUGAACGUUGGUGAAGUGCAGUUGGUGGAGGCCAGUAAAAUAUUUCCGCAGAAUGUAGAGAUUGUGGAUGGGUUCGGUGAGAUUAAAUGGCUAAAUGGGAUUGAUACGGAAAGCCUCCCGGAAGUGCUACUCAGCAAGAGUGGCAACCAAACUAUUUUGAGUACAAUUCAAUUACAAGGCGUGGAAACGAACCAGGUCACUUCAUCGCAUAUGUUAUUAAAUGUGCUGGGAGUUGAGGAUUACCUUCAAGCUGGUCAGGAUCAAAAGUCAAAUGGAACACUGUAUAUAGAUAGCCUGGAUGUGUGGAAAAUGAGCGUGGAUGAUCUGCACCUAAAUGGCCAUCUCCUUGGGCAAACACUGUCGUCCAUCUACGAACAUGGAAGCAAGUCCCUGGACAGCUGGCAUCUGCCACCCAACUUCAAAGGCACCCUUCACGCCCAAAACCUGUGGCUUAGUGACAGUAUUAACAAAGUGAAGGUGAUCCAAUUGGAGCAGCAGUUGCAGCAACUAGCGGGCAACAUCAAAUACGUUGGCGACUUUACGUUUGAGCAUGAUGUAAACAUUAGUUCCCUCACCUUUCAAAACAGUCUAAAUGGAAUUGAAGCUUAUAAAUUUGGUAGUUGUUGGUUGGAAAAUGAGGGCGACCAGAAUUUCACAGCCCCCCAGGAGCUGGCUUCUGUGGAUAGCCAAAGAGGCCUCUGGCUAAAAGGGCAGCUCAACAACCAUUCCUUAGAAGAUCUGGAGAACCGAAGCUACAGGCUCAGCGCACCGGAGCACCUGCAAUCUAUGCGAUUUGCGAAUCCCAUUGUUUUGCAAUCGGAGCUAAAAUUGGGUCAUUUAAAUUUACUCCGCGUCCCAGAGGACGUCAUUUACCAUAAUGGUGGAGGUUACAUCUCUACUCCAGUUAGCAUAAGAGGAAACCUAGAGGCAGCCGAAUUGUCUAACAUAACCAGCCUGAAUGGGUAUCCUUUGGAGGCGUUGGAGUUGUAUUUAACUAAACGAAAUGUGCAAACAUUUGUAGCUGAAAAUGUAAGGUUUGGCGGAGAACCCUCUUAUCACCUGCUAAAUGGACACACUCUGGGAAACCUCCUAGAUCAGGUGUGGCUGGACAACGAGCAAAUUGAUUUGGGAGAAAUAAGACUGGAAUCUGGACAAUUUGAAGGCCUGCUGGAAUUCCAAGGACCCAUAAACGGGCACCAAGUGGAAUACAUCAGACGUAACUACUUCAGCCGGACGCGUAGCAAUCUGCUGAAAACUCCCCUGAGCUUCCAGCAUGACGUCACGUUCACCCAGCCUCCUGUAGCCGAAUACGUAAAACUUCGACGUGGCGGCAGCGACGUUUUAAUGGAGAGCUCCAGUAGCAACUUCUCUCUAGAUUUUGAUGAUUUUGUAGCUCACUCGUUGAAAACAGCCGGAUCUCAUUCUAUAAGUGGAAAAUGGGAACUGACAGAGGGCUUAGUUUUGGGAAAUUUGAACCAUGUCAAGAUAAAUAACUUAAACCUAGCUAAUGAUGUCUUGAGAAUACCUCAUUACAAUGACAGUGGCAAUUCUCCAAUGAUAAUCGAUGCACUGAAAACCGUCCAAAGCUCCAUUAUAAAUCGCCUUCAUACUACCGCUGAAAGCCAGGUGGCGGAGGUCCCGGUGACCAAGUGGAUCAAUGAAGCAGCCUACCUAUACUUGAACCACAGCAUUGCUGGCACUACCCGUCUGAAUAAUGUUAACCUCUACAAUGAUCUUACCGUGAAGGGGCCUGUAAAUGGUGUCCUCUGGCAGACGGACACGCUCAUUUUGAUGGAUAAGGAGCAGGAUGUACCGGGCUCCCUGCUGGUAGCGAAUAGUUUCCCCGAGCAGCAGCGAGUUAUGAGCAAUAAUGUGAAGAAUCUCUGGGUGGACUUCGUCAACGAUCUGCCAGUAAACGAGUUUCUAGUCAGCAAGGCAGAAAACCGCCCCAAUCUUCAUGUGGAGAGCCAACUGAUCUUCACACAGCCACUAACUGUGGGUCACUAUGAUUCGGGCAACGGAAAUGGGUUCCUGGAUAAUUAUUACAAAAAAAAGCGGGGUGUCAAAACGAAUGACAUUCAGGAUUGGCAGCAACUUCAGGAAAAUGUGGCAGCAAUCAAGAAGAGAUUGACCAAGCCGCCUAAAGUGCUGGAAGGCUUUUCUGUGCUGCAGCAAUUGUCUCAUAAGGCCUCGCAUAUGAAGAUCAUCUCCUUGGACAACGAUGACGUCCUGGCCAUCUGGGAGCAUACGUGGAAUAAAGUAGUCUCGUACACCUGGCAACCGGAUAAACAUCUUUUUGGCGAAAAUUCAAGCUUAUUCACACCGACAGAGCUAAAGAACACAAACUUGGAUCAAAGCGCUGAGGAUUCACAAACCCCAAAGAAACUACAUUUCAGAUCAUAUGGAUUUCAGUGCCGGGCACUACAAGAAGAAAACCAGGUAGUAAUCCGAUGCCUAGAUAAGCAGAACAAAAGCAGGAAAGCAAUCUUGCCCAGGCGGGCAGUAAAACAGUUGUUGGCGGUCGCCGAUUCAUAUGAGAUGCCCAUUCUAGUUAGUUCUCCCAGAGCGGUGGAGCUUUGGAAAUGGACUAGCGGCGAUUACUCCCUAUCGAGCAGGCUGAUGGAUGGGCAGGUGGAGCAAAUGGAGCUUAGUCAAGGAGGUGCUGGCAUGGAGAGCGGAUAUGUGGCACUCAUGGCUUCAUCGCCAGCAGCAGAGAUUCGGAUUUACAGCUUCGACAGCACAGACACGAGCAGUUUCCACCUGGACCAAGUCCUCGAACUCCAGGACGCUCAGCAGUCGCGGGUAAUGCGCUUUAUGCAUCUGCCAGAAUCCAAUGAUCUACUGCUCUGCGUGUCCAACGUCCUGCCACAGCAACCGCUUAGCAUCUACCAGCACCGCGGAGCAGCGGGAUUCCAGCAAAUCCUCGGCGACAGUGCCUUGCCAAAGGGUCAUGCCUUGGAAGUGCUCCAGCUGCCCAGACACAAGCUUCGACUGCUGUCCAUGGCCACGCAGGAGGCAGUCUACUUGCUGCAGCCGCAGUUUACCACACUUUAAGUCACUUGUUUUGUUUGUUUUUUCUAAAUAAAAAUUACUUUUUAUUAACCGUA
Molecule: messenger RNA, 5646 nt
Organism: Drosophila santomea
Lineage: Eukaryota; Metazoa; Arthropoda; Insecta; Diptera; Drosophilidae
Exons: 13
Coding region: 80-5593 (1837 amino acids)
Biological process (GO): signal transduction
Source: RefSeq, a predicted model, not a curated record